This is a messenger RNA of Nicotiana tabacum (common tobacco), 1791 nucleotides long. The record is from RefSeq and is a predicted model, not a curated record. NCBI's taxonomy places the organism in Eukaryota, Viridiplantae, Streptophyta, Magnoliopsida, Solanales, Solanaceae.
AUGAAGCUAGCCCUUAGGGGAAAGAGCAAGCUUGGAUUUGUAGACGGAAGUUGUGCGAAAAGCAUGUAUCGAGGUAGUACAGUUGCAAAUGAGUUAAUUCUGAUUAUCAUGUUUGCAUCGAGUGCAAAGAAGGUGUGGAAUGACUUCAAAAGGAGGUUUGACAGAUGUAGUCUAACCAGGAUCUAUUAUUUGUGGUCAAAGAUUGCGUCAAUGAGACAAGGUACAGAUUCCGUGACCACGUACUACUUAAAAAUGAAUGAUUUGUGGAGUGAAUUAGACAUAUUAGCACCAAAACAAGGUUGUGAUUAUGAAGAAUCUAGACCUUCUCUUGAACAUUUAUCACAACAGCGUCUGUUACAAUUUCUUAUGGGUCUAAAUGAGAGUUACAGUAAUGUAAGAAGUAAUGUAUUAAUGAAGAGACCUGUAGUCAGUAUAAAUGAAGCCUAUGCUAUAGUGACUCAGGAAGAAAGUCAAAGGGCUUUAGGAGCAUUUGAUGUGAACAAUGAUCCAAUGACUAUGAUGGCAGGGAGGCCACGGUACAACAAAUCUAAGAAAAUUGGAAUAAUAUGUGAACAUUGUGGUUAUAAAGGUCACCUAAAGAAAAAUUGCUAUAAAAUAGUGGGAUAUCCAACAGAUUUUAAGAGCAAGAAGAAGACUCAAGUUGUAGGUGGAGGUAGAACAUUUGUUAACAAUGCAAAUGCAGAAGAUACCAGCAAUUCUGAGGCUCAACCUCAUGGACAUUACCUGACAAAGGAGCAGUACGAGCAACUGAUAGGAUUGCUGAAUAAACCUCCAGGUGCAAAAUGUUUCGCAAACAUAGCAGGUAUUGUUUCAUUGAUGUCCGAUGCCACAGAACAUGAUUGGAUAGUAGAUACAGGUGCUACUCAUCAUAUAACAUGUAAUAAAGAUUUGCUAGAUACUCUUAAAAUCAUAGAUGGAUAUAGAAGUGUACAGUUGCCAACAGGGAAAACUUCAAACAUCACACAUACAGGAAAUGCAAAGAUUCUAGGAAACCAGAAAGUGAAUAAUGUUCUCUAUGUGCCAAAUUUUAAGCUUUAUUUUCUAUCAGUGUCAAAGCUCACCAAAGACCUCAGCUAUUUAGUUGCCUUUUUCCCUGACUUCUGUGUAUUGCAGAGGAUUUACAGUGGCAAGGUAUUGGGAAUUGGUAGAGAACAUGAAAGAUUGUAUAUAAUAAAGUCAAGGGAAGCAGAAAACAAGGCAUUGGUGGCAGGAACAAUUACAAAGAAAAAUGCAGAAACUGUCUUGCGGAAUUACAGAAUGGGACAUGCUCAAAUGAGGCUACAGUUUCCAACUAGUGUUUCAAAUUCAACUGUUGUCUUUCAACUUCUUCAUUUAGAUGUUUGGGGACCAUACAAAGUUCCAACUUGUGGCAGGAAACAUUUGUUAUCUUCUUAUGGCAUUAGUCACCAAACUAGUUGCCCCUAUACACCACAACAAAAUGGAAUUGUAGAAAUAAAGCAUAGGCACAUUCUGGAGGUUGCAAGAGCUUUGAAAUUUCAAAGUGGAGUUCCUAUAAGAUUCUGGGGAAAUUGUGUCAAAACUGUAGUCUAUGUUAUCAAUAGACUACCUACAACAGUCCUGAAAGGAAGAACUCCAUAUGAACUGUUGUAUGGCAAGGAACUUAAGAUAGAUCACUCAAGAGUAUUUGGUUAUCAAUGCCAUUUCACAACCUUGCCCAAGGGUGACAAGGUUGCACCAAAAUCUAGGAAGACGGUGUUCAUUGGCUAUUCAGAGACACCAAAGGGAUAUAGACUGUAUGAUCUUGAAUAA